UUGGGUGGGUCACGGACGGCUCUGUCCUCUGUUUGUCCGUCGACGUGAAACCGAACCGGGCCACGAGCGGCUGGCCCGCGUUUCCAGCCGCGCGUGCCGCUGUGUUAGCUAGCGGAGCGCGGGGCUGGAUUGGAAGUUUCUGGAAGUUUCUGGGAGUGUUGGGAAGUUUCUGCCAGUGAAGGUUAGAUGUUUUCUCGGUGAAACUGUCGACUGAUCCAGAACCAGCAGAACCACCAUGUUGGAGACGGUCCCGACAGCGGAGCGUCAGCAGGUCCUGGCGGCUUUGGAGCGUCUCCAGGAGAAACUGGUCCAGAGGGAGGAGUGGACCCAUAGCGGUGUCCUGGGACACCUGCAGGACACCCUGCAGAGCCCCCUCUUCAGCCACAUCCUGACCCUGCAGAACUCUGUCAGGCAGCUCCGAAACCAGAUGAACAGCAUGCCUCCUGAUGCCUGCAGUGACUUCAGUUUCUCCAAAAAGGGUCAGCUGAUAAUCAAUGCCAUUGAUCCAGCUGUCAGUUUGGCUCCGCCCGGCCUGUCCUCCUCCUCCAUCCUAGCAAAUGGCUCAUCUUUGCCCAUCCAACAGACUCCACCCCCAUCAGAUCGCCUCCAGAAGUGGAUCACCACUACAGCCAAGGGACGACCCACCCAGCUGGUCACCCUGACCCGGCCUCUCUCCGGUGGACUGGGCUUCAGUGUGGUCGGUCUGAAUCCUUCAGGAGGCAGCAGUAGGGGCAUCUUCGUCAAACACAUCCAGGCAGGAGGAGUCGCUCACAGGGACGGCCGUCUUCAGGAACGGGACCAGAUCCUGGUGAUCAACGGAAGUCCUCUGGAGCCGGCUUUCAGCCAGCACCAGGUUCUGGACUUCUUGCAGCAGUCUGGAGAGACGGUGGAGCUGGUGGUGGCCCGGGACUGCCCCCCUGAUGACCCUGCCCCACUGGCCACACCCACCAGCACGGAUCAGUGGGGUCAUCUGGAGGAAAUCCAGCUGGUCAACGAUGGAUCUGGUCUGGGUUUUGGUAUUGUGGGUGGGAAGACUAGCGGAGUGGUGGUCCGGACCGUGAUCCCAGACAGCGUAGCAGACAAGGAUGGGCGGCUCCGCACAGGUGACCACAUCCUCUGCAUCGGGGCCACGCCCACCAGUGGCCUCACCAGCGAUCAGGUGGUCCAGGUACUGCAGAGCUGCGGGAGUCAUGUGACCAUGCUGAUUGCCAGGGACCCCCGAGGUCAGAGGUCGACGGCCCUUCCUCCUCCACCGCCUCCGGACUCCGCCCCCGUCGUUUCGGUAUCGCCCUGGCUCCCCGAAGCUCCGUCUCAGCGCCGAAUCAACGAGAUGCCCAACCUGGAGGGUUAUGAGAUCCAUGAGGUCCCGCUCACCAAGAAGGACGGUCAGAGUCUCGGCAUCUCCAUCAUCGGAUACAACCCGCUGACCAGCCAAGAUGCUGUGGGAGUGUUUGUCAAACACGUGGUUCCAGGCAGCGCCGCGGAUCAGAACGGGAACAUCCGGGUCCACGACCGCCUCAUAGCUCUGGAUGGCGUCAGCCUGCACGGUCGGACCAACCAGGAGGUUCUGGAGGUGAUGAAGCAGACGGGUCAGACUGUUGUCCUCACCCUGGUCAGGAAGAAGGCCCGGGUUCUGGAGAGGUCCCUGGAUAAAGUGGAGAAGGAGUCGUCCCGUGUGGGUCUGAGGAGAUCUGUAGAAACCAAGACUUGUUCUUCAUCUUCAUCAUUGUAUCAGAACGCAUCACAGCUGACCAGAGCUACUGAGGCAGACCUGAGGGCUAAGUGGGAGCAGGCUCUGGGACCGAACUAUCAAGUUCUGGUGGUGCAGUUGGAUCCAGUCAUAGAGGACGAUGAAGAGCUGCAGAAAUCCUCCAAGCUGCUACCCAUCCACACCCUCCGUCUCGGCGUGGAGUUGGACUCCUUCGAUGGACAUCACUAUAUCUCUUCUGUGGCCCCAGGGGGCCCAGUGGACCGGCACGGAGUCCUUAGACCAGAGGACGAGCUGCUAGAGGUGAAUGAAGUUCAGCUGUACGGGAAGUCCCGGAGGGAAGUGGUGUCGUUCCUCAAAGAGGUGCCUCCUCCAUUUACUCUGGUCUCCUGCCGACUCCCCAUCACUGAUCAGGAACCAGAACCAGAACUUGUACUAGAACCAGAACCAACACAAGCAUCAGAACCCAGCGUGGAAGAGAUUGAGAUGAAGCUUUCAUCGAUGCUCCAGAGAGAUGACAUCAGUCAAAAGGUGGAAAGACAACAGGAUUGUCUUGUAGAGGAGGGAUGGAGGGAGGAGACUUCUCACCACAGCCAGGAGGAAGAGGAGGAGGAUGAAGAUGUAAAAGAGGAAGAUGAUGAAGGAGAAGAGGAGGAAGAGGAUGAUGGAGAGCUGGCCUUGUGGUCUCCAGAUGUUCAGAUGGUGGAGCUGCAGAAGGAGAGAGAAAGAGGCCUCGGCUUCAGCAUCCUGGACUACCAGGACCCGCUGGACCCCAGUCGCUGUGUGAUGGUGAUCCGGUCUCUGGUGCCCAGUGGUUCGGCGGAGCGUCAUGGUGGUUUACUUCCUGGAGACCAGCUAGUGUCUGUCAACCACACCCAGUUGGACCUCCUGACUCUGGCGCAGGCUGUGGAGGUCCUGAAAUCUGCUCCACCUGGUCCCGUACAGCUGGGCAUCCGCAAACCUCUGGUGGUGGAGACGAGGCCAGAGGCCAUUCAGGGGUCUCCAGAACAGGUUCCACAGGGUUUCCGUGUCAGAUCCACCCUCCCUGACAACCUUCAUCAUGUGGAGGAGGAGCUGAUCCUGGAUGGAGGUCUUCCUCGCUACUCCUCCUCCCAGACCUCUGACCUCCCCCCCCUGGUGGAGAGCAGGGAGAUGGCCGUGGAUGAGGAAAAGGAAGAGAACCCAAGUUCUCUUUUGAUGAAAUCUCCACCAUCGUGGGAAGAGUGGAAGCUCUCCUCCACCAUCCAGCCCGGUAGUGCAGAGGAGAUGAGGAGCAGAGACAUGCAGGAGGAGGAGCUGGCGAGAUUGGACCAGGACAGUAUCGCGUCUGUAAAAAACCUGGUUCUGGGACUUCCGGACUCCAGACACUCCGAAGCCGACUCCGAGCUGACUCUGACAGACACCGACACCGAGUCUGUGAGAGUGGUCGCCGUGGCGAGGAAGAAGAGGCGGAGCCAGGGAGGAGUCUUUAUGCCAAUGAGAGGAGUCCAUAGUGAGCUGCCUGAGAGAGGGGAGGGGGAGGGAGAGGAAACUCCUGCCUACAGCCACUGGGGACCCCCCCGCAGGGUGGAGGUCUGGCCUGAGGAGGGUCAGUCUCUGGGUUUGAGCAUCGUUGGAGGUCAGCACGUCAUCAAACGUCUGAAGAACGGAGAGGAACUGAAGGGGAUCUUCAUCAAACAGGUUCUGUCCAACAGUCCUGCAGCCAAAACAAAGCGCCUGAAGACCGGAGACAAGAUCCUGGAGGUGUCGGGUGUUGACCUGCGAGCUGCCAGUCACGGGGAGGCUGUUGGCGCCAUCAAGUCGGCACCGAGCCCAGUCGUCUUCAUCGUCCAGAGCCUGUCAGCAACACCCCGGCCCGUUUCUCUGACGGCUUCCAGCUACAGCAAACACAAAGUGAAGAGGACCGAGUCUCCGAAACCAGACAUGGCUCUGCCUCCAAUCAGACAGCCUCCCCCCUACAGACCUCCCAUCCAAUCAGAUCAGGAGCUGACAUCAGACCUGGAACAGGCCAAAGGGCGUUGGUGUGAGCGUUAUGGCGACCUGCAGGGGGCGCUGCUGUGCGUGGAGCUGGAGAAGGAGCGGCAGGGUUUGGGUCUCAGCCUGGCGGGGAACCGGGACCGUUCCCGCCUCAGCAUCUUCGUGGUGGGGCUCCAUCCCGGGGGGCCGGCUGCCCGCGAUGGACGCAUCCGGGUCGGAGAUGAGCUGCUGGAGAUCAACGACCAGAUCCUUUAUGGGCGGAGCCACCAGAACGCCUCGGCCAUCAUCAAGACCGCCUCCUCCAAGGUGAAGCUCAUCCUGCUCAGAAGUGAAGACGCCGUAAACCAGAUGGCCGUCUCACCUGUCCCCCCUCCGCCCCCCACCCUGAACCCCGCCAGCCCAGAGUCUGUCUCGCCAGCUGUGAUUGGUGUCUGCACCCCCUCUGAAAGGCUCCGCCCACUGGACAGUCUGAGGCUCCGCCCCUCAUCAGAUACACUGGAUGAAACACGGAGUGACGAAGCUGAACGGAACGACAGGAACAGGAAAAACACCACCAGGACUCUGACGGAGGCGGAGAGCUUCAGAAAGGUUGAGAGGCUGGAAGCUGCCGAGUCUCCAGACAAUGAGUUGCAGGCUCCCCGGGACCCGCUGGAGGUUCAGUCCUGCAGGUCCAGUACGCAUGCAGCAGGAUCUCCUCCGAUCAGAACCGAGCUUCACACGUCUGACCGAGACCCGUCAUGCUGCGUGGUGGUUCCGGGUCAAGAGACGGUUCUGGAGAUCUGUAAAGGCCGAUCUGGACUGGGACUCAGUAUAGUGGGAGGCAGAGACACACAGCUGGACGCCAUUGUGAUCCACGAGGUUUAUGAAGAAGGAGCUGCAGCCAGGGAUGGCCGGCUGUGGGCCGGAGACCAGAUUCUGGAGGUGAAUGGCAUGGACCUCCGUGGGGCCUCCCAUGAAGAAGCAAUCGCCACUCUGCGUCAAACGCCAGCAAAAGUCCGUCUGACGGUGCUGAGGGACGAGGCUCAGUACCGAGAUGAGGAGAAUCUAGACGUGUUUAAGGUGGACCUGCAGAAGAAGAGCGGCAGAGGGCUGGGGCUCAGCAUCGUUGGAAAGAGGAGCGGCAGUGGCGUGUUCAUCUCGGAGGUGGUCAGAGGGGGCGCCGCUGAGCUGGACGGCCGACUCAUGCAGGGAGACCAGAUCCUGUCCAUCGAUGGAGACGACACGAGACACGCCUCCCAGGAAUCGGUGGCCGCCACCCUGAAGUGUGCUCGGGGCCCCGUCCUGUUGGAGCUCGGCCGACUCAAAGCUGCUUCCUGGAUUUCGUCCAGACACAGCUCACAGGGAAGCCAGAUGAGCGUCAUCAGCAGGAACAGCACAGGUGUUGUGGCUCCGCCCCUCCCUCAGACCCUGGCAGCAUGUGACCCACCCACUUCCACCCUCCCCCUCAACAACAACACCAAGUCCAGCAGUGACAUCACUUCCUCUUCUGGUGUGAAUGCAGGUAUCCGGACGGUGGAGAUCAUCAGGAGUGUCAACGACUCCCUCGGAAUGAGUAUAGCGGGGGGGAAGGGCAGCCCUCUGGGUGACAUCCCCAUCUUCAUUGCCAUGAUUAAGGCCAGUGGAGUUGCUGCCAAGACAAAACAACUGAAGGUGGGCGACAGAAUUGUCAGCAUCAGCGGUCAGUCAAUGGAUGGUCUGUCUCACAGUGAGGUGGUAACCAUUCUGAAGAACAGCUAUGGAAACAUCAGUCUACAGGUGGUGGCGGACACAAACAUCAGUGCCAUCACGUCUCAGGUGGAGAGUCUAUCCAGCAGCUGUGGCUUGUCAGCCAACACCGAAGCAAACAGCACAGCUGACCCAGAGGGUCCACAGCCCCGCAGCAUCAGUCUGGAGAAAGGCUCAGAGGGACUCGGCUUCAGCAUCGUCGGAGGCUUCGGGAGUCCACAUGGAGACCUGCCGAUCUAUGUUAAGACCAUCUUCAGCAAGGGGGCGGCGGCAAUGGAUGGUCGUUUGAAGCGUGGAGAUCAGAUCCUGGCAGUUAACGGAGAGAGUCUGCAGGGGGCAACACACGAGCAGGCGGUCGCCAUCCUGAAGAAGCAGAAAGGAGCUGUCACACUGGACAUCCUGUCAUAACACACACACACACUCACGUCUCUGUCUUCUUGAGGACCAGCAGUUCUAACAUGCAUUCCUUGGACAUUUUAUUCCAAUCCUGAUGUGAUCCGAGUCUCAAACAGAACCCUGAAGUUCUUCACUACACUGAUUUCAUACUGGAACAUCCUCACAAAAACAGAUGUGACGCCAUUACACACUAAUGUUUCUGAGCCUUUGGGUCCAGGCACUGGUUGGGUCACAUGUAUUCACAUUUCUCAUGAAUUCUCAGAUCUAGCUUUUGGUCAUCAGUCCAAAUUGUUAUAAAUCUUUGUUUCUGCUUGAUCUCCUGAAACUGUCUGUUUCCAUGAUUCCUGAACCAAACAAAACGACUAUCCUCGGUUCAGCCAAAUACUUGUAACCGAAGAAAUAUGAUUAACACUAAAACAUGAGGUUUGAUUUCACAACUUUCUCCACCAGUUUCCUGGAGAGAAAUUCUUUACUGCAGUUUACCCCUCUGUUGCACCUGGACGGGUUAGAUCCACCAGAGGGAAGCUUCGGUGCCAGCCGUAGAAAGUCCAGGUGAACAGUUUGAAGUUUCCACGGCUGGUGUGAUGGAGGAGGAAACCUCAGCAGCAGCUUCCACAGAGCAGCAGCUCUGGAUGUUCAGGCCAUGGUUACAUUAACUUUGCUAACUGUUAGCGAGCGCAUACCUCAGAUGAUGAAAAUGUUUCCCAUUUUGUCAGUGAAGGUCAGAGACGGCUAACAUUUCAGCCCUUUCAGAAAAAUCGUAUGUACUUUCAGAGCACGGGCGUCAUUUCACGUUAGUCACUGCUGGUGGAUUUCUCUCUGUUUUAGCCCACGUUCAUUGAUCUGAUCUUUUUUCAGGCCUGUGAAGUCAAGAAUCUGGAAUCAACUCUAGUUUUACAUCUGGUUUGUGUCUGUUCAGUGUGUGGUCGUGAGUCAAACACCAGUCAUUCCUUCUGACUGGGUGAGUCGGUGCGUCCAAACGUUUGACUGGUUUAUAUCUGGUUUGUGGCUGUGUGACGUGAGUGAAGAUGCUCCUAUCAGGUCUCACCAGUUUGAUGAUGUCAAAACAAACCUGCUGCUCUGUUAGCAAUAGCAGCUAGCGUCCAGCGUUUCUUGUCCUUCUCGGUUUUAUCUUGGAAAGCAGAAUGAAUCCGUCCUCUGGAAAUGAAUCUCAUCCACUUCUGGGAUAGUGUCAGAGCUGUUUGUGUCCGUCGGUCUAAUCUGCUGAGUGGCCUCACAAACAGUAUUUUAUGAUGUUAGUGAUACAAACGAUGCAUAAAAUCUAGUGGACACGUGCUAUCAUGGUUACCUUCUGCUCUUGUGAUUGUUGUAAACACUUAAAUAUUAACUGGCAUGGAACAAUGUGUCGGGAAACUGGAACCAAGCCUUCAGGUGACGGUGUUUAAAACAUGAGUUUAGACAGAACCACAAACCACGCAUCACUCCAGGAGCGAGCUUUGCAUGCUGCAGACGCUUGAACUAAAAACAUCAUCAUCUCUGCUGGAUGAUGUUAUUUCUUAUUAGUCGAAUAUGUAGAAGAAAACUUUAGAUGAUAAUGGUCUUGAAACAAGGUGACCUGAAAGUGGUUGAAUUCCUCCCGAACACUGAAAAUGUUUCCGUAGAGGAGCGCUUGUGUUUGUGAUCCAGUUUAAUAAAAAGUGAUUGUCAGCUGUUGCCUGUGAAGAAGUUCCGGACUGGGUUCCAGUUAUUUUAUCCACCUCACCUUCACAUAACGUCACAUAACUGUCAGAUUCAUUUUCGACUCAGUUUCAGGAUCUUUAACUUUCCAUGAAACGUUUUUCCAGACAAGGUGUGGCUCAACAGACCCAUAUGAUGAGUAAAAACAAUGGACCGGGUUACCGGGACCCCUCUGGAGCCAGGCCUGGAGGUGGGGCACGGUGGCGAGCGCCUGGUGGCCGAGCCUUUGCCCAUGGGGCCCGUUCGGGCUUAGCCUGUAAGGGUGACAUGGGCCUCCCUCCCGUGGGCUCACCACCCGCACUGCACCCCACCUGUAGGGGUCAGGUGCAGCUGGGCGGUGGCUGAAGGCGGGGACCCGGCGGUCUGAUCCUCGGCUGCAGCAGCUAGCUCUACCUGGUGCUGAAGCUGUUAGUGUCCACCUUUAAAACAGAUCUGUACGUGCAUAUUCUGAAGUUUGAAUUUGUUUUGUAGAGAUUAAAAACAUCUUUUAGUUUUAGAAGCUGAUAUUAAAAUGUAAUGUUGAAAGCGUAAAAUAGCCGGCAUGCCGCUGUCUGCCUGCUGCUCGACUUCUCUGCAUGAAACUUCUUUUAGGAAAGCUGAUAUUCUUCUGAUUUCGUGAUACAGUGGCCUUAGUGGAUAGAAUUAGUACCAGCAGCAGGAAAAUGACAACACUGAGGACACUAACCUGGAAAACCCUCUGAUAAUCGGAUGUUUCCCAGUAAAAUCUGUCUCCUGAUUUACACUUCUUGCUUUAUGGAAAAGUUUCUCCAGGAUAUUUUUUACAGAUGUAGUCCACGUGGUUCUGGAUCAGCUGUCCGUUAACUGGACCACAUGGAUCAAUGUUUUUCAGCCAAUUUAAACAUAGUGGAAAUGAUUAGCUAAGCUAAGCUAACAUCCCAGAAUGAGUCUCUCAGCUCAAGCGAAGGGAAUCCAUAAAGAUCACGUUUAUGGAGAAGAGAUGAUGUCAUGUUGCUUCCUGCUGGUCAAACAGCUGUUCUCCAAUAAAACUCCUCUGUUGCAAUGAUAGCC
Messenger RNA from Melanotaenia boesemani (Boeseman's rainbowfish), 8533 nucleotides. It is a transcript of the gene patj, whose product is annotated as PATJ crumbs cell polarity complex component. Gene Ontology annotation, molecular function: protein binding. Lineage: Eukaryota; Metazoa; Chordata; Actinopteri; Atheriniformes; Melanotaeniidae. The record is from RefSeq and is a predicted model, not a curated record. The transcript is spliced from 48 exons. The coding region runs from base 236 to 5818 and encodes 1860 amino acids.